CUUAGGGACACGCUGAACCCGGAUCCCAAUUCUCGGAUGUCUGCCGAGCUGAAGCUGGUUGAACUGCUGCAGACUCCGGAGGCUGGGCUCGCACUAGCACAGUUAUCCAUAUCUCAAGGACUUGAAAUAUCAAUAAGACAGUCGGCCUGCAUUCUGCUCAGAAAGUACGUGACGGAACGAUGGUCUCCAUACUUUGGCACAUUCAAGGGGUCUGCUCCUCCUGUUGAGGUUAAGACGCAGAUCCGGCAGGCCAUUUUCCAAGGUCUUUCCGACCCAGCCCGCAAGAUCAGAUCGCUAUGUGCUCGCACUUUGUCAACUAUUGCUGACUGCGACUGGCCGGAUGAAUAUCCUGAGCUACUGGACUCCUUGAUCAAUAUUAUAUCUUCCGACUCUCCGGAUGCAGUCCAUGGGGCCAUGCAAAUGUUCACGGAGUUCAUCAAAUCUGAUUUGACUGAAGACCAGAUAUUACCUGUGCUGCGUCAACUACUGCCCGUACUUUUGGCGAUAUUGGGGGCAGCCGAACGGCACUCUCCGUUGACACGGUCCCGCACUAUUUCGGUGUUCCGGCAAUGCGUCACGGCUUUGUUUAUGGUCAAGGACCAACAUCCUCAGGCAGUGAAAGAAGCUACAGCGUCGGUGCUGCCCGUGUGGUUGGACGCUUUCAAAGUACUUCUCAGUAUUGAUCCUCAACAAGAUGUCUCCGGGAAGGACGUCUGGGAUGGUCUUGCUAUUCGUAUUCAAAUAUUCAAGACGCUGGACACUAUCUACACGUCUUUCCCUAAGACACUCACACCAUACCUCCAAGAUUUCCUCAACGCAUCUCUUUAUCACUUGCAGGCUCUCCUGCCUACAUUCACCCAAUAUUACCUGUCCCCAGAUAACUCUGCUCCGCGCACGUCCGAAGACGAACCCAUUGAUCUUGCUCAGCUAGUCUGCCCGCUUUUAGAUUUCGUGAACAAUGUCACUAGGGGAGGUAAAGCGAAAUCCUGGUAUGAGCAAGGUCAUCUUGCCGAGCUUGUCCGCUUGAUGUUCGACUGGAUGCAGAUGACCAGUGACGAUGAGGAGAGCUGGUCGAGUAACGCCAACGCAUUCGUUGCCCAAGAAGAGGACGAAACGCAAGUGUACGGUGUGCGCGUCGCUGGCUUUGAAGUGCUUGCGACUCUCCUGGAUCGCAUGCCAAUACAGACCACCGCAACAUUCCAGUCAGUUGUCCAACAGGUAGUGACUGAUUCUCGGCAGGCGAAAGAGUUGGGUAACCGUGACUGGUGGCGCCCGUUGGAAGCCGCUCUUGCAGCAGUUGGCUCGCAGGCAGAAUCCGUCGCGGAUUGCAUAGAGGAUGAGGUAGCCUCUGAAAGACCCAAGCCCAUUGAUAUCGAAGCUUUGCUCACCGAUGUUGUACCUUCUUUGUUGGGCAUGUCCGAAUGCCCGUUCUUGCAGGGCCGCGGAUUCGUGUUUGCAAGUCAAUAUGCAAAGCUUCUGCCGUCCAAUCUCGCUGGUCAGUACUUGGAAGCCGCUGUCCAGGUCAUCGAAGCCCAGGACGCAGGUAUUCCCAUCAAGAUAUCGGCAGUCAAGGCGGUACAGAAUUUCUGUCAAGGCAUGGAGGCUUCCAUCAUCAUUCCGUUCGCACCACGGAUAGCCGCAGAUCUGGGCCCUUUCCUGUUGAUGACCAGCGAAGACACACUUUCUCUUGUGCUCGACACUGUAUCUGUCGUGCUUGACAUCGACGAUGGAAAGUGGCUCAGCGUGGAACUGGCAAGCUCUCUGACCUCAGCUGUCCUUGACGUAUGGUCCAAGAACAUUAAGGAUCCAUUGUUCAUUUCUCUUCUCGGAGAAAUACUGUCUUCGUUAGCCGGUUCCAAUACGCCUGGAACAUACGAAAUAGUUGUCAGGCAGGCGCUCCCAGUACUAUCGUCGGCCAUGGGUUCAGCCAAACCCGAUGAAUCCUGGAUUGCAGAGUCCGCUCUCGAGCUAACGACGGGCCUUGUCGAAGGAGCACCGGAUUCCGGGCUUGGCGACGGUUUCUUUGCUACGCUAGCGCCUCCUCUUUUUAUGUGCCUGAAGAGCACGGAAGAUCGGGACGUGCUCCAGAAUGGCACGGCAUGUUUGACACUGAUCAUUCGCAAAGAUGUCGGCCAACUCCUGGCAUGGUCAGAUGCAGAGGGUCGAUCGGGACUGGAAAAUGUUCUUACCCUCAUAGCCAAGCUGCUGGAGAAUCAGGACGAAUCAGGUGGGCUGUUCAUCGGCGAUCUGAUCAUUCAUCUGCUUCGAAGAGCAGGGGAUGCUGUUCUGCCUGUCCUUCCGGAAAUGUUGAGGGCUAUGGUCGGCCGUAUGAGCACAGCAAAGACAGCAAGCUUCAUUCAGAGUCUGAUCAUUCCGUUCUGUUUCCUCAUUAACAAUCAGCGUGACACUGUGCUAUCGCUCCUGGAAUCCACUCAGAUCCAAGGACGCUCUGGCCUCGAUAUCUUCAUUCAAACAUGGUGUGAGAACGCAGAAACGUUCCAAGGCUUCUGGCCGAAUCGUGUCAGCAGUCUCGCACUGUGCCAGCUGUAUACUUGCGAGAGGCCUAGCCUGCAGAACCUGAUGGUGAAAGGUGACAUUGUGGUAAAACCGGAAACAUCGAACGUCAUCAUGACACGAUCGCGAACGAGGAACAUGCCUACGGAAUUUACGUCCGUGCCGUUCCCGGUGAAGGCGAUCAAAUUGCUCCUCAAAGAUCUGCAGUUGGGUGCAGAACCCACUGCUAUGAACGCACCAAGCGAUGCUGGUGAUAUCGAUUCUGAUGACGGGGACGAGGAUUGGGAGGAGGAAGAGAAGUCAAACCAAGGCUUCAAGGAGGACGAGUUUGCGUUUCUCUCCGACAUGCUGGGUGGGCACGGCAUGACAUUAGAAAACGACGAUCUUUUGGAAGAUACGGAUGAUCAAGACCUCCGCAAUGAUCCCGUUUCUCAAAUGGACAUGCAGCAACACUUGGUCAUGUUUUUCAAAGAGUGUGCGUCACGGAAUACCAAUAACUUCCAGGGGGUAGCGGGGCAGCUCUCCGCUAGCGAGAUGCAGGUGCUACAGAAAGUGGUGGGGCAGUAAGGGCUGAUUGUGCGGCGACGUCUAGAAUUGUAUUCGAACUCCGUCUGUUUUCCUGACUUGCUGUGAUUAAUCCUUGGAUAUGCUAUAAGUACUGGUUCAUGUGGAAGGCUCCUCUAGGUCUACGAGAGCAGUAAGCAAAACGGUCUGGCCGACGUCAUGUAGGAGUCUCCUUGCACAGAUCCCAUUCUCGCACGGAACCCCGUUUCUUGUAUUCGAUGUCCAUGACGCUGGGGCCUGAAUCCCAUCGUUCGCUGACGCCGGUCGAGAUUCCCUUCUUGUCCUUACUGGAAUCUUUGAUUCCAUGCUUCUCCAGCCACUUCUUCUCGGCCUUGUCCUGCCUUCGUAGUUCGAUGAGCCGUAACAUAGCAUCCCAGCCUUCGAAAGCAGCAUCAUCGAUAAGGCCCGUGGCUGGUAUCUCCGGCACCUUGAGGGGCGC
Messenger RNA from Gloeophyllum trabeum ATCC 11539, 3517 nucleotides. Its product is annotated as ARM repeat-containing protein. The record is from RefSeq and is a predicted model, not a curated record. Gene Ontology annotation, molecular function: small GTPase binding. Gene Ontology annotation, biological process: protein import into nucleus. Bases 37 to 3081 code for a protein of 1014 amino acids. Gene Ontology annotation, cellular component: nuclear envelope; cytosol. Lineage: Eukaryota; Fungi; Basidiomycota; Agaricomycetes; Gloeophyllales; Gloeophyllaceae. The transcript has 19 exons.